UUCUUUCGUUUCUUGUUUCGCUUCUCUUCACUCGGUUUUCCGUUCGUACGGACGUAUACCUUUAGGGUAUAGAAACUGAUUUUUAUUUAAAAAAAAAUAAACUCGGGAUGGAUAUUAUCGUAAUAUAGGUAAUCUAGCAAUCAUGGCUCGUAUGCGAUCUGACACGUACACGUCCGUCGUCGAGUCGUCCCGAAGACCGAGUAUUUGGGCGGGCAGUUUGCGGCGUGAUCACAUUCGCCUGGACGAUCUGCAGUCCGAUAUGAUUCAAGAAGACCAACCGUACACACCGUCAAAGUCAGGACCGUCGAGUGCUUCAAGACCUUCGUUUGCCUGGCCUUUUCACGGCCGUAAUGCUUCAGAAGUACCCUCAACCGCGAGAUCAAGCCGCUUUACGCUUCGAACCUGGGGACAACCCCGAAGCUUCCGCCCUCAAUCCGAUACUGCAAGUAUCGACAGGAGUAUCGUUCCGGAUUAUGUCGUCAACUUCUUGAGGGGAGAAACGCCCGAGACUCUGGCACGGAAGAAACAGCAAAGGAAAUGGGGUGAGCACGGUGUUGAAAUCACGCCUCGCAGGGGGACAUUUGCGUCGCAUCCUAUCGAAUAUGGACAUUAUUCCUCUAACUUGGAUUCUGGUCGUGAUCUUAAUACAAGCGGUAAUUGGAGUCAACAAAGCACCAUAAGGAGACACAUCACCGGAUGGCGAGGCGGAGUUAUAUUCAACACAUUAAUCUCAUUUAUAAUCUUACUCGCUGGAAUUAUUUGCUUAAUACUGGUCAUCACCAAAUCUAAACUUAUUUCUGGAGAAUCGUCCAUAUUUUCAGGCGACUGCAUGACAGCCCAGCACAUCAACGUCGGAAUUCACCUUGCCAUCAACAUCGUUUGCGUCGCCAUUCUUUCCGGUGCGAAUUAUGUGUUCCAAGUUCUCUCGAGCCCGACGAGGCGGGAGCUGACGGCAGCGCAUGAGAGUAAGAAUUGGCUUGAUAUCGGCAUACCCUCGCUACGCAAUUUCACACACAUCUCGGGGUUCCGAGCUUCGAUCGCAAUCAUUGCCCUCCUGAGUGCGAUCGUAACUCAAGUAAUCUAUAAUGCCGUAAUAUUUACGAGUCAAAAUAUAGUCAACUACGACGUCCUGUUCGUAACACAAUCGUUUCUCGACCACGCUCCUUUUAACACCGAUACCAAGUUCAACGAGGGUGGACUAUCUAGUAUCGAUAUCGCCAGACUCCAAGAUGCUAGCAGCCAAUCUGGGCUGACCGACUUGGACCCGACGACUUGUCUACACGAAUUUAGCGAUAUUUUCCAACCUUCAUUUGAUGCUGUUUUACUUAUCACGGACUCGACUUCCACUACAUCGUCUCUCAUUCAUACCAGCAAGUCUGGUACCCCCCUAACCACUUUCGUUUCCAAUAACAACGAUAUCGUAGCCCCAGACGGCUCACUUGUUCAGCACUGCCUCGCGCGCCCCAGUACGCCGCAGACCUGCAGUGUCAACCUUAGCGGUUCCAUCCUAGGAGUUGCUGUACUACUCAACCUCGUAUCCGUCAUUAGCAUGGCGAUCAUUCUAGCAAGAUCUACUUUCGAUCCUCUCGUAACACUCGGCGAUGCGAUCCGUUCGUUUCUUCGAAAUCCUGACCCGCCGACAGCCAAUAUGUCCCUAUUGACAAAAUACGAUGUCAAGAAUGGCCGCUGGGGCUCUAGCGAAGCGCAAUUUUUCGUUCCAGCUAAUCACUUCUGGGCACAAACUCCGACGCUCCCCCGUUGGAUGCUAAUGGCAUUCGCUUGGCUCAUGAUAGGGACACCAACCGCGGUUGCUGUCGCGUUCCUAGUCCCGAAGGUCGUGGAAAACCCAUUCACGUCCUUUGGCGUUGCGGUGCCUCACCUAACCUACCUUCUCCCCUCCCCUGUUCAAACAGCGCAGAUGGCACUCUUCGCCGCCUUACCCCAGCUGUUUCUCGCUAUGCUCUACUUCGUAACUAACUCUCAUCUCACGACGUACUUCCUUUCUCACGAGUUCUCGCUCUUCGCCCUCAGCCCUCAACCUCUCCGCGUCUCUUCCAACCCACUCGGCGGGCAAAUUACGAGUUUCUACCUGACACUACCUCGCCCUGUUUCGUGGGCUCUCAUCGGUUGGUUCGCCGCGAUGGGAUUUGCGCUCAGCCAGGCCAUGUUCCCCGGCGUUAUCAUCCUCUCGUCACCUCAUUCGUCGCAGCCGCUUUCCAAUAAGGUCGUAGCCAUUUCGUUCAGCACACAAGCACUGAUCGCGUUGCUCGGUCUCUUAGUAAUCCUCAUACUUGCCGUUCUCGGCCUCGGAUUAAGACGUGCCCCAGCGGCGUCGCUUGCUAGCGGGGAGGUCAAGGGGAAUCCGCUGGUUUUGAGCGGCGGCUCCUGCAGCGCUGUGAUCAGCGCCAAGUGCCACAACCACGAUGUUAUUGCGCCGGGCCAGAUUAUGCGGGACGACGAUCGGAACAUAUGGCUUCGUCCUGUCGUUUGGGGCGUUGUGGAGGAGGGAGCUAGUAUGCGGCCCGGCCGUUGCGGAUUCUCGUCUAACGGAACGGGGUGCGUGGAUGUAGGGCGGGAUUACGUUUAAGGCGUAACGGAAGAUCUUCCCCAUAUUAACGCCGCCUUAUUUUUCUUUUUGGAGAUUCACCGGGCAGGGCGGGGGGGGGGUUUGGUUUGGCAUUGUUUUUCUUUUGGGAUUUAGCGAUAGCAAGGAAUGGACUAACUGGUAACUAAAGCUUUCUAUAUAUUAUACCCAUACACACUACAAUCGCGGGAAGCGG
Daldinia caldariorum is the source of this 2780-nucleotide messenger RNA. RefSeq lists its product as uncharacterized. The transcript is spliced from 2 exons. NCBI's taxonomy places the organism in Eukaryota, Fungi, Ascomycota, Sordariomycetes, Xylariales, Hypoxylaceae. Bases 143 to 2587 code for a protein of 814 amino acids. The record is from RefSeq and is a predicted model, not a curated record.